GCUGUUGAAGCAUUGGAAAAAGUUAUAAGCUACCAAGAAAGUCUUGAAGUUGGAAAGGGAUUUGAUGAGAAUGGAUUAAAAAUGUUGCGAAAAAGGCUUAAAGAAUGGCAUUAUGAAAGGGAAAAAAAUAAAAAACAAUCUUCACUUAUAUCUUUUUUUAGUUGUAUUAAUGAACCUGAUAUCAGCAUCACACUCUAG
This is a messenger RNA of Diversispora eburnea, 198 nucleotides long. Lineage: Eukaryota; Fungi; Glomeromycota; Glomeromycetes; Diversisporales; Diversisporaceae. The record is from the annotation of a GenBank genome assembly.